AUGUCAACCUAUCUUCUUCAGAAGACAAAAAAUAAGUCACCUUGGAGAAAUGCUCUACCGAGAAAAGGGAAAACAUUGUUGUCUCAAGCGACUCUUCCAAUUCCAGUCCCUACUUCAACUUUUACCUCCCAAUCGUUUGCGACAUAUGAUCUCUCAUUCCCUUUUCCUUAUUCUAGAGGAAAUCCCAGGCGACUACAAGUUCAUCAACAGUCGUGCGUCCCUCAAGCUGCCCAAACACAUGAAGAACCACCUACUGAGGGUUCUGUUGAUGGAUGUGUUGACAGAGAGAAGCACACUCAAACUGAGAAGGAGCUGAGCAUGAAGCUUAUAUGCUACUAA
Messenger RNA from Vicia faba (fava bean), 339 nucleotides. The record is from the annotation of a GenBank genome assembly. NCBI's taxonomy places the organism in Eukaryota, Viridiplantae, Streptophyta, Magnoliopsida, Fabales, Fabaceae.